AUGGAUCUCCCAACAUUCACACCCAGUUUUAUCCAGCUUGAAAAUAAGCAUCUCAGUAGAAGCGAUGCUUAUCAUUCUUCAAUGUUCUGGGAGAAGGCUAUUCCCAGACUUGCUCGCCACACCAUAUCAGGCCAGGACCAAAAGGCUGUCACGGAUAGAUACAAAGCAAAGUGUGUCGAAUACUAUGGAGAUACAGUCUACAUUAGUUACUUUUUGUACUGUUGGGAUAAAUCUAUCUCGCAUUAUUUUUUUCCUGGUGAAAGUUUCGUCGGAUCUGAUCCCGAUCCAACAUACUCAGAAGUCUUUGCGCAAUACUUUAAUGAGCAGGCGCAGGUCAGAGACGAAUUGAACGAGUGUGGCGUUCAGGUAACGGAACAAGUUCAUGUCUUGUUGAGCCUUAGCAAGGUUUAUAACAAUCAACUCCAGCUCGCACGCAGACCCCCUAGAUAUUCACCCGGUGAUUUUCCAGUGGUUACCAGCAGUGCAGGUGGUCAUAGUGGCGCUCGAGAGCCGAGUCCCCAAGGCAGUACUAUUGGAAGCAUUCCAGCGGAGGACCAUGAUGCCGAGUUGCCCGAGAAGAAGAGACGAAUUGAGAAGGCUGUUACUAAAGUCUUAAGUGAAGGGCUAGAUCUCGAUUGGGUCAUGGUCAAAGAGAUUCAAGAAGAGGGUUGGGUCUUAGUUGAAAGGGAAUCAAGAUGA
Molecule: messenger RNA, 699 nt
Organism: Botrytis byssoidea
Lineage: Eukaryota; Fungi; Ascomycota; Leotiomycetes; Helotiales; Sclerotiniaceae
Exons: 4
Coding region: 1-699 (232 amino acids)
Source: RefSeq, a predicted model, not a curated record